This is a messenger RNA of Parasteatoda tepidariorum (common house spider), 4204 nucleotides long. Its product is annotated as cGMP-inhibited 3',5'-cyclic phosphodiesterase 3A. The record is from RefSeq and is a predicted model, not a curated record. Lineage: Eukaryota; Metazoa; Arthropoda; Arachnida; Araneae; Theridiidae. Gene Ontology annotation, biological process: signal transduction. Gene Ontology annotation, molecular function: 3',5'-cyclic-nucleotide phosphodiesterase activity.
CAAACGUAAGCAUAUAUAAAAUUGCUUUCAACUGCCUCUACAUUGUCGUUUCUUCACACAUUUCUGUAUCUUACUCGAAUUGCUACGUAAGCAAUCGUUCAAUGAAUCGUUCGAAAUUAUUUGAUUUCGAUCCAUCUUAGAAAAUAUCGAUUCUUUUACUCGAAGAAACGAUCACACACAAAAGGUUAAAAACGUUUUCAUCCCCACAUCACUAACCCAACAAUUCGGUUUCUGGAGUUCGGUUUCUCUGCAGACCACCACCAGGGGGCGUCAGCUUAGCUUCCCCCUUUCAUUACUUUCCCCCCCUCUAGACGCGAAGCGACGUCCAUCGUUUUCUAUUCUCUCUCUUGUCAUCUUUGCAUUCCCCACUAUUUCCUGGAUUUAUAAUUUACCCCCAAAAAAACCGGUUUAAGACCUCCUAUUCUUGCUGGCAGAAGAUUUCCUGGAUUUUUCUGGAGAAGGAAGGAUAACUGAGCAUCUCUGUGUGGAAGUGGAGGUAUAAAGACCGGUUAGGAGUGGAAACCGGCGGCCAUGUUGUCGGCUACCUGGGGCACCUGCACGUGCCGUCCACCCCCGCCCCCUGCUUAGGACCGAUCAGGAAAGGGGAGGCGGGUGAUGCCGCCUUGGGCCGACACCAUGGGAAACACUCAACCCAGGGCAGGUCAUCAUCACCACCAUCAUCAACAGCAACAGCAGCAGCACCAGCGAGAGCAACAGUCUCACCAUCAUCACCAACGCCGUAACCGCAGAGAGUCAUCGGUGGAUCUUGCAGCGGUCACUGAAGCCCAUGGUCUAGUCUCAGACAUGCUCGCCGAUCCCCAACUCCCGCCCCACAUUGUUACAGGGCUGCGCACUCUGUCCUCCCUCCUCUCACCAGCCCCGGCGACCGCCUCUGCCUCUUCCUCAUGUUGUGCGCCCCCUCGAAUGCAUCAUCGUCGCUCACCCCAGAGACGGAAAGGAAGUCUCAUACUACCCUACUUCCGGUCUACAUCCGAUAAUGAAGAAAUACCUUUUACGGGAGAGAGACCGUCAGCUCUGCCAAAGCGUCUCCGGAAAAACCUGGCUCCCAGCGUGCUGCGGCGCAUGUCUACUGCCACUUGGACGACGACGACUACUGCCACAGGAAUGCCCACACUAGAACCGGAGCCUCUGAGGAAAAGGAGCACGAGCUUCAGAAAUUUGCAGUCGCCGCCACCGACGGGUUCCAUCAACGAUGACGAUCAAAUUUAUCAGGAAAAUAACAACAUAAGGGUUGACGAGGAAGAGCGACAAUUUUCACCGGGUUUAGAAUCUCUGAUUGCGGCUUUACCAGAGCAGCAGAAGAGGCCGCCCAAAGGUCAACGCUCCUACUCGACCACCGCACUGCCUUCGGGUCAUCCUAAGAGGAAAGAUUCUCGUGGUCGGAAGACUGUAGCCUCUCUGCACCCUCUUACGCCACAUGACGUCAAGUGCUUGACGUCACUGCACGAGGACGCCACCAGAAGGACAGGCGAGGAGCAGGAAGCGGAUGAAGGGAUUGCGUCCAAGGAACCGCAAGAUGAAACUAUCAAGGAAGAGGAGGAGGAUGAAGAUGAAGAUGAAGAAGAGGGUCUAGCGCCGCUUCCUUCUUUUCGCCGAUCCGCCGCUAUGUCCUCGGAUUACGAGAGUAGCGACUCACCUCCUAGUGGCCCAGAAGACGCCGGAGGGCGACGAAUACUGAGGACGCAUGCCUCUGUCCAGACCACGGCAACGUGGGGCGGUAAAGGACCUUGUGCCCUGUGUGGAAGAUCCGCCCCAUUCACGCCUUCACCUCUUACUAUAGCACCACUAGCCUCUUCUGAACAGGAAAUUACUGAAGAAGAUUCGGAAGAAGAAGGUCUGAUCAUCCAACUUCAGGAUGCAGUUUACGAUCUUGAAGCUCUAGCUAACGAUCCCCUUCUUGGACUCAUUGACAUUUGGGAUUUUCCUGUUUUUGACAUGGAACGCCAAGCGGGUACUCUAAUCCUUAGCCAAAUGUGCUACCGUGUGUUCCUAGCUACGGGAUUAUUCGAAUCUUUUCGUAUACCGAUGCUCCCAUUUUUUGCCUACUUUCAUGAGCUGGAAAAAGGAUACAGAGACAAGCCAUACCAUAAUCGAAUGCACGCAAGUGAUGUCCUCCACGGAGUAUAUUUCCUCAUCUCUCAGCCCAUUCCUGGUUUCUGCCAAGUUUCUUCUGAUUCAACAGACUCACCUUUACACAGAACUCUCAGUGGUCGCGAGGCUCAGGAACGAUGGUCAACUUCAAGACAAGCCACUGUAGAUAAUCAAAUAAAAUCCUUCAUAGACGAUGAAGAUGAAGAUGAUGAAUCUGAUGAUGAGAAGGAUGUUUAUGGCGUGAUGGGAGCCAAUUUUCCAGCCCUAGAAAUUAUGGCUCUCUACGCUGCAGCAGCCAUGCAUGACUAUGACCAUCCGGGAAGGACCAAUGCAUUUAUUGUAGCAACUCUAUCUCCACAGGCUAUUCUUUACAAUGACCGAUCGGUGCUUGAAAACCACCAUUCUGCAGCUGCGUGGAGUCUAUUGCUCUCCGACAAUCGAUACAACUGGCUGAGGUACUUGGACGAGGCAGAGUUUAAGAGGUUUCGUUUCCUAGUUAUAGAACUAAUAUUAGCCACAGAUCUGAAGAGGCAUUUUGACAUUGUCACUGACUUCAGUGCUAAAAUGUCAGAUGAAGAAUCCCCUCCUCUCGAUUGGGCCAGUGAAGCUGAUAGAUUACUGGUGAUGCAAAUGGCUAUAAAACUAUCAGACAUAAACGGUCCUUGCAAGUGUCGACAGUUGCAUAUGCAAUGGACACAUAGAAUUGCAGAAGAGUUCUAUGAACAAGGAGACGAAGAGAGAUCUUUAGGCUUUCCUAUUUCUCGGUACAUGGACCGUGAGAAGCCGCAACUGGCCAAACUUCAGGAAUCCUUCAUUGGACACCUUGUAGCUCCUCUAUGUCGUAGUUAUGCUGAAGCAGCCCUUCUUCCUGGAGUAUGGGUACGGCUCUCACACGAUCAAAGUGCAGAAGAAUUAUCAGAAGAUGAUUUAGAUCUUCCAAGACGGGUAGAAGAAAUAAUUAUAGGUGGUAAACAAAAGAAGCAGCCACUUUCGAGAGUGAGAAGAAAAGUUGUCCAUUGUCAACAAACUAAAAAUCUUCAAGACAAUUACGACUACUGGAUGGCGGUACAGAGGAGGGAAGAGGAACAACAAAGUCAGGUUUCCACCAUAGGGACCACAGAGCCUUGUACAUAAAAAAAGGAACAUAAAUGUUCAAAUCUUUCCCAGGAACUCUCGCAGUGUGGUACAGACGCACACUUCCAAACAGACUCAUUACUGGUUAUCAUGGCGUGCGCAGAACUGUUUGCGGGACAAUCCAGAGCUUAUUCUUCGUCAUCCUUCUAACUCCGAUUCAAUUCUUUCUGUGAUAUCCCACCUCUUCAAGGACCUCUUCAAGGACCUAUCCCACCUCUUCAAGGACCUGAAAAAGAAAAAAGAAAUUUCAAGGCAUUCAUCAACAUCCCAAAGGAUUAUGGAGACCGCAAAGAAACCUAUUUCGAAAGACUCUUUACACUGGCAUCAGUGGCGUGGAAUAUUUGGCAAGAUAAUUGAUUCUUGCGAGCCAUCCAUUACUUUGAGGAACAACCUAUUCUUCUGAUUGGCCAACCUGUCCUUCUGUUUUUCGCCAUCUAUUAAUGUCAGAGAGAACGGAGACAACACUCGUUUAUAUUAGUUAAAGUAGGUCUUGGCGUCGCAGCAGGUACGGCCAUAAAAUAAAGGCCAUUUUUAUGGCCUGAUAAGACACAAAAUGAAAAAUCCAUAUCAAGCUUAAUUACCAUUUUAGCUAUUAAUAGGCUUGUUAAGGGGAAAAAAGUCAUAUCAUUAGCAUCUUUUUAAUAGAUGUUAUUUAUACACAUUUAUGGACCAGAAAUUAUUCUAAAAUGUUUCGAUGAUAUAUUUUUAAAAAAUGAUAAAUAUCAUUUUUUGGGUGAAUUUGUAAAAAUUGUCCUUAAUGCGUGUCUUUAUACAAAUUUACACUAUAGGUGCAAAACAAAAUAUAAUAAAUUUAAAAGAAGUUAAUACUAGAACUUGCUGUGCUACAUAAAAGCUACUGUAAGAGUUUUUCUAAAAUAUUUCGUUCAAGCAAAGUAAGGACUGCUUAAGACUUAUUUUUUGAAAAAAAUUUAAUUUUUGCCAAGAACAAAAUUUUUUA